This is a messenger RNA of Magallana angulata, 3782 nucleotides long. Its product is annotated as E3 ubiquitin-protein ligase UHRF1-like. Gene Ontology annotation, molecular function: protein binding; ubiquitin protein ligase activity. The record is from RefSeq and is a predicted model, not a curated record. Bases 98 to 2479 code for a protein of 793 amino acids. Lineage: Eukaryota; Metazoa; Mollusca; Bivalvia; Ostreida; Ostreidae. Gene Ontology annotation, biological process: protein ubiquitination; negative regulation of gene expression via chromosomal CpG island methylation. The transcript is spliced from 17 exons.
UUCGCGCGAAAUUGUAAGUAGUUCCCGCCACAAGGUGGUAAGUGCAUUUGUUUAUUUUUUUUCAAGGAAAUCACUCAAUUUCUGAGCUCAAAAGACAAUGUGGAUCCAAGUCAGAAGUUUUGAUGGAAAGAAGUCACUGCGUGUAGACAACCUUUCAAAGCUGACAAAGAUCGAAGAGCUGAGAUCGCGAUUGGUCGAUGAAUUUGAGGCACCAGUUGAAAAACAGAGGUUAUUCUACAGAGGGAAGCAGUUGGAGGAUGGACAUACACUGUUUGACUACAGCGUUGGACUCAAUGACCUAGUCCAGUUAAUGGUCAGAGCUGCUCCUUUAGGGGAAAACAAGGUCCAACAAAAUCAGAUUGAAGAUGAAGACAAGAAGCCGAAUGAUGGAUACAGUAGUAGUGGGGAGGAAAGCACCUGUUCUGAUAAGGAAAACAAAGACAAAGAAAACAAACUGCCUUCAACACCUGUGAAAGAAUCGAUUAGUAGACCUGAAUUUUCAACAAAAGACGAGCACCCUAAUAGCACAUACAAGCUUGGAGAUAUCAUUGAUGCGCGGGACACAUCAGUGGGUGCCUGGUUCGAAGCUAAAAUUGUGAAGAUAUCCAAGGAUGACAAGAGUGAGCGUAAAACUGAUGGUGAGGGGAUGGAGACAGACGAUGGAGGGCGGUCGGAUCAUGAUUGCUACAUCUACAGUGUCGUGUUUGAUGGCUAUGAUGACUCUGAACCAGAAAAAUUGGAGUGCAAAGACAUCCGGCCGAGAGCCAGGAAGGUUUUGAGUCUGGGGGACAUCACGGAGGGUCAAAAAGUGAUGGCCAACUACAACGUGGAUGAUCCAGAUCUGAGGGGAUUCUGGUAUGAUUGCAUCAUCAAAGGGAAGAGGAAUACCAGGACAAUCAAAGAAUUAACAGCAACCGUGUUUAUUGGGCCAGAUCUGAUGCCGUUAGAUGACUGCAAGCUGUUGUUCGUGAAUGAGAUUUUUGAUAUUGAGAAACCUGGAACACAAGUUAAUGAAUUUGAUGAAGCGUUUGAUGCAUCAGCUUCCCCAGUCAAACGAACAAACAAGCCUGACUGUGACUUCUGUAAGGACAAUCCGAAGAAAAAGUGUAAACACUGUGCGUGCUGUGUGUGUGGGGGGAAGCACGACCCGGAUAAACAGAUCCUGUGUGACGAGUGUGACCAGGCUUACCACUUACAGUGUCUGGAUCCUCCCCUGGACAAUCUGCCCACGGAUGAUGAAUGGUAUUGUCCAAGCUGUAAAAAUGAUGAGAACGAAAUUGUGAAAGCUGGUGAAAAGUUGAAAGAAAGUAAAAAGAAAUCUAAAAUGGCCUCCUCCACUAAUCAGACCAGCAGAGAUUGGGGAAGGGGAAUGGCCUGUGUAGGAAGACAGAGAGUGUGUAAUGUUGUCCCACCAAAUCAUUUUGGUCCAAUACCAGGAGUGGAAGUCGGAACCUUAUGGAAGUUCAGAGUACAAGUCAGUGAGGCGGGUGUACACCGACCCCAUGUUGCUGGAAUCCACGGCAGAGACGGGGAGGGGGCCUACUCCAUCGUACUCUCCGGAGGCUACGAAGAUGACAAGGACAAUGGAGAUGAGUUUUAUUACACUGGAAGUGGUGGUCGAGAUUUGUCAGGAAACAAAAGAACAGCUGAACAGUCAUGUGAUCAGAAACUAACCAGAAUGAACAGGGCAUUAGCUAAGAACUGUAAUGAACCUAUCAAUGAGAAAGGGGCAGAGGCAAAAGACUGGCGGGGAGGAAAGCCCUUGAGGGUGGUUCGAAACUGUAAGGGUAGAAAGCAUUCUGACUACGCCCCUGAAGAAGGCAACAGAUAUGAUGGCAUAUACAAGGUGGUGAAGUACUGGCCAGAGAAAGGAAAGUCGGGGUUCCUGGUCUGGAGGUACCUAAUGAGACGAGAUGACCCUACCCCCGCUCCCUGGACUAAAGCUGGGGGCAAACGCAUCAAAGAGCUGGGGCUUACAAUGCAGUAUCCUGAUGGGUAUCUUGAAGCCCAAGCCAAGAAGGAGGAAGAAAAUGAGGAGAAGGAAAAAACCACAAAAAAAGGAAAGAGAAAAAGGAAAGAUUCUGAUUCCUCCCCCUCUGGGACCCCAGAGAAGAAGCAGAAGGUGGCAGCCUACAAGGUUAGGGCGGAGCAGAAGAAGAGGAUAACCCAGGACAGUGUGAACAAGAAGCUGUGGGACGAAGCCCUGGAGCAUACAUCGGAGGGGGGACAGAAAUUCCUGCAGAAAGUUGAGGAAUUGUUUACGUGUAUUUGUUGUCAAGAGAUUGUCUUCAAACCAGUCACCACUGAGUGCAGCCACAAUGUUUGCAAGUCAUGCAUAACGAGAUCCUUUAAGGCUGAUGUUUAUUGCUGUCCAUUAUGUCGCACUGACCUUGGCAAGGACUAUAAAAUGCCUGUCAACAGUACAUUGCAGGACAUCCUCAAACAGUUUUUCCCAGGAUAUGAAAGUGGCAGGUUGUGAAGGAGUUGAUAUAUAUAGUGUGUUAGCUGUGAAAAGAAAAUUUUUACUUUAGGUGUGUUGGUACUUUAUUUUUGGAAAAUCAAUUUUCUUGUACGUUGGCUAAAUUUAUCCACUCUACUGCCUUUUAUGUAUUGUCCAUAUUGUUUUAUAGACUUUAUUUUGUCAUCUCAAUAGGAUAUUGCAGUAUGUAAAAUUUGAUUAUGCAAUGACUUGAUGUAAUGAUAUCCAACAUACUUUUAUGGAAACAAAAUAUGUAAAAGCAUAAUCAUGACAAGAGAUUCUGAGGUCUAUUAGUGCUCAAAUGUCAUCAACAUUCCAAUAUCUCAUGAAAUUAUGAAAGUUUUUAAUUUUGUAUCAUUUAUAAUCUGAUCAUAUAUAAUCAAGCCUAAAACCUUGCUUAUAACAUUUUGUAUUUGUGUUUAUCUCCCCUUGCUGUCGUUGGUUGAAUGAUUUAAGGUUUCAAUGGUAGAUCUUUGCUAGCCAAGUGUUUUGGAAAUUCUCCACGUCUGGAAAACUUGGCAAAGAUAAUAGAGGUGGUGCAUUUCAAGAUUUUUAUAUGAUUUGAAUGAUUUUUUGACUCAGGAGUUAAUGCAAACCACAGUGUGCAUUUAAAAUGUCUCUGUCAUCCAUGGUACUAUUUUGUGUAAAAUUUUAGGAAACCUGCAUGUUAUUUUAUGUUAACUGUACAUAUUCUAUUUACACUGAAAGUUGCAUGUAAAUCUAGAGUAGUCAAUCUGCUGUGUCAAGUGAAAGUUUUGGGUUGGUCACAUAUCUAAGGCUUAACGUGUAGUAUUUUUAAUACUAGUCACUUCUUAGUCACUCUUGCAUAUCAAAUUGAACAGAUACUAUGCUUUGAAUCAGAGAAAUGUUGUUCUUGUUACACAAGAGUUAGUUUAAAAUGAAGUUAUGAUAGAAUGGUGUAAUCUGAACAAAUGAUAUAUGUAUAUCACAAGUUUGAAAUCUGAUGUUAUGCUUUGUGAAAAAGUCUUGUUGCUUGUUUCCAUUUAAUCCAACAUGAGCUGUAUUUCAAAUAUGUGGUUUUGAGUACACUGUCAAACAGAAACUAGUAUAGUGCAUUUCAUGUCCCAUGCAACAUGGCUACUUCAUGCUGUAAAGAAAUGUGGCAUAUUUUUAUGUAUAGAAAACUAGUAAUUCUUAGAAUUUUAAAUAAUUAGCAUUCUAUGACAUAUUAUAUGAGAGAUUUAUAAGUAGUUAAAAGUUAUUCAUGUAUAUAAUAGCAUACAUUUGUUAUCUUAAUAUAAUAUUGUAUGGUGAAAUAGAAUAAAAAUGUUAUAGCAGAAUG